AGAAGAAAUAUGGCCACCAUAUCCAUGGAUACACAGUUAAACCACAUCCCUGCAGCACCAAACAAGAACCACCACCAGCAUGGUAGUGCCGCCACCGUCGAGGAGAUUGAGGGCCUAAUUCGGGUUUCGAAAGACGGGCACGUAGAGAGGCCCGCAAUCAUCCCUAAUGUCCCUUCCACUUGGUCAAUAGACAAAAACCUAGUGAUGUCAAAAGACGUUUUCAUAGACAAACUCACCAACUUAUGGGCACGCAUUUACGUCCCUAAUUACUACUAUCCAAACGAUCACUCGUUACCUUUGCUCGUCUACUUCCACGGCGGCGGCUUCUGCGUUGGCUCCGCCGCAUGGAGCUGCUACCAUGAGUUCCUCGCCAACCUCGCCACCACUACCGGCUGCGUCGUCGUGUCGGUUAAUUACCGUUUAGCCCCCGAAAACCGUCUUCCGACGGCAUAUGACGACGGUUUCAACGCCAUCAUGUGGAUCAAACAACAGGCAAGUACAAACUCUUCCGAUAACAAAUUCUGGCUAAGCAAGUGCAAUGUUUCAAGCCUGUUUUUAGCCGGGGACAGCGCCGGAGCCAACAUAGCCUACCACGUCUCGAACCGCUUGUCCUGCAACAACGCCGUUUUGAGGCCGUUGAGGCUAAAAGGCUUGGUUUUGAUCCAGCCUUUUUUUGGAGGAGAGGCGAGGACGGGGUCGGAGAAGUCCUCGACCCAGCCGCCGAACUCGGUGCUGACGCUGUCGGCUUCCGACACGUAUUGGCGGCUCUCGCUGCCUUCGGGUUCGAGCCGGGACCACCCGUGGUGCAACCCUCUGGCCGGUGGCGUCGCCAGGCUGCGGGACUUGAGAGUCCCGGCGACGAUGGUGUGCGUUGCGGAGAUGGAUAUAUUGAGGGACAGGAACUUGGAGUUCUGUAACGCCUUGGUCGGCGCAGGGAAGAAGGUCGAAACGACAAUGUAUAGAGGAGUUGGUCAUGCGUUUCAGAUUCUCCAUAACUCUCAGUCAUCUCGGGCUCAGACGCAGGAAAUGAUGUCGCAUAUCAAGAGUUUCAUCAAUCAAUAGUAAUUGGUUAAUAUGUGUGGAACUCAUCAGUAAUAGCUAGUGUAGUAUGAAUAGGUCAUUUUAUGUGGAUGGCUUGUGAUGUGGACUUAGUCUCAAAUCCGACACUCGGACUUGUAGACACUUGUAAUUUUUUUCGUUUGUUUUUAUAACCGUUCUUAUGUUUGUGUAAUACUUAAUUUGU
This is a messenger RNA of Morus notabilis, 1243 nucleotides long. Its product is annotated as probable carboxylesterase 17. The transcript is spliced from 3 exons. The coding region runs from base 10 to 1062 and encodes 350 amino acids. Lineage: Eukaryota; Viridiplantae; Streptophyta; Magnoliopsida; Rosales; Moraceae. Gene Ontology annotation, molecular function: hydrolase activity. The record is from RefSeq and is a predicted model, not a curated record.